Boleophthalmus pectinirostris (great blue-spotted mudskipper) is the source of this 2890-nucleotide messenger RNA. It is a transcript of the gene p3h2, whose product is annotated as prolyl 3-hydroxylase 2. Gene Ontology annotation, biological process: collagen metabolic process. The record is from RefSeq and is a predicted model, not a curated record. Gene Ontology annotation, molecular function: procollagen-proline 3-dioxygenase activity; iron ion binding; L-ascorbic acid binding. Gene Ontology annotation, cellular component: endoplasmic reticulum. Lineage: Eukaryota; Metazoa; Chordata; Actinopteri; Gobiiformes; Gobiidae.
AAGAAGGGUCACAACAAAAUGUGUGUCCCCGACUAAAGUCACACUAUUUCCGCCCUGUUCGGUGCCGUCCUCCGCGCCUCGUGUCCCGUGGAGAGUUCAGAUGGACUUUAACAAUCCUCGUGAGAUCCUCGUGUUGUGACUGACAGACGCGGUCUUGUGUUGUCUCAGGUCCCCUCUCAGAGUGACACACCGCGGCUGAGGAUGGAUGGGCUCUGCGCGGCUGUCCAGUCUUUUGUCCUGCUGACACUUGUGUCCAUAUCAUGUGCUGUUCUCCAGCCCUAUGACCUUCUGUACGACAACGCGGUGCAGGCGUUUUACCGGAGCGACUACGAGAGCGUGGUGCUCCACAUGGAGGCUGCGCUCAACAGCUCCUCCGAGCUCCGACGCACCAAGGUCCGAUGUCGGCUCAGGUGCCAGGACCAGCAUCCGUUUGAGGAGAGCUUCACGGACCUCCGCUUCUUCGACACCGUCCUGCGCAGAGCGGCCUGUACGAAUUCCUGUAUGGAGGAGAGAGUGGGCGCUCAGUCUCUUCACAAAGUUAGUGAGGAUGUGGUGCAGGACUUCAACAGGCGGAUCCCAUACAACUACUUACAGCUGGCUUAUCAGAAGUUGAAGAUGCCAGACAAAGCAGCAGCAGCAGCUCACACGUAUUUCCAGGCAAACCCUGAACACGUUGAGAUGGGACAGGACCUCGAGCAGUACAAAGCCCAGCGGGGCGUGAGGCCGGAGCAUUUUGUGGACAGAGAGGCUCGCUUGCAUCAGCGCUAUUUCACAGAUGCUGUUAAGUUGUACGACAAAGGAGACUAUGAGGGGUCUAUUGUUCUGUUUGAAGAGGCUCUGGUGGAGUACUUUAAAGCGGAUGUGGAGUGCCGGGCUUUGUGCCAAGGACCACAGAAGUUUGAGAACCAUGAUUACCUGCGCUAUCGCUACAGCCUACAUGAGCUGGUAUCAGACCACUUCACUCAGGUGUUGCACUGUGAACAUGAGUGUGUGAGAGACUUGGCCACUCGACCUGGACGCCUCUCACCAAUGGAGAACUACCUGCCCCUCCACUACGACUACCUUCAGUUUGCAUAUUACCAGACGGACUGGCUGGAGGAGGCCCUGCAGUGUGCCUUGACCUACCUUUUGUUUCAUGAAGAAGAGGAGUUUAUGACUGAAAAUGUGGAUUACUACAGGAUGCUGGAACAGGACGGAAAGCCACGAGAGGAAGCUGCUUGGUACCUCAGGAGACACAAACAGGAACUAGAGCUACUUCUUAUGGGCAGUGAAAUCAUGGGAGCCGAGUUUAUAGAAGGGAAUUACUGGAGUGGCACAGGUGGAAGAGAUGACUCAAACAGAAUUCCCUCUGGUACUGAUGGUGGAUUGGAAUAUGUUCCUAUUUCAAACAAAAAGAACAUCUCUUCAGCUGUUUUACAAAAGCAAGAAGGGGGCCCUCUAGUGUACGACAGUGUGCGUCUGGUGAAGAACUCUGCUGCUUUGAAUGGAUCUCAGAGAGUGCUUUUGGACAGUGUCAUAUCUGAGGAACAGUGUUCAGAGCUUAGACACUUGGCACAUUCUGUCACAAUGGCUGGAGAUGGUUACCGAGGACGGAUGUCACCACACACUCCAAAUGAAAAGUUUGAGGGAGCCACAGUACUCAAAACUCUACAGUAUGGAUACGAGGGCAGAGUACCUCUCAGAAGUGCACGACUCUUUUAUGAGGUCAGCGAAAGAGCCAGAAGAAUCAUCGAGUCCUACUUUCUACUCAACUCUACACUGCAUUUCUCAUAUACACAUUUAGUGUGCCGCACUGCCAUAACAGGUCAGCAAGAUCACAGGAAUGACCUGAGCCAUCCUAUACAUGCGGAUAACUGCCUGUUGGAUCCUGAAGCCAAUGAAUGCUGGAAGGAACCACCUGCUUACACAUACAGAGACUACAGUGCAUUACUGUAUCUCAAUGGAGAUUUUGAUGGGGGAGAAUUUAUUUUCACAGAAAUGGAUGCCAAAACCGUCACGGCCUCAGUGAAGCCCAAGUGCGGUCGAAUGGUGGGUUUCUCAUCUGGAGGAGAGAACCCACACGGAGUGAAGGCAGUGACCAAUGGACAGAGGUGUGCAGUGGCUUUAUGGUUCACCAUGGAUCCUCUUUUCAGAGAACUAGAGAGACUGCAGGCUGAUGAAGUGAUCCAAGCGCUGGACACACAGUCAGUGUGGACACAAAGUCUCAACAUCAACCCUAAAGAUGAACUCUAAACAAACAACUGCAAUGCUUGCUUCUCCUCACUAAAAUAACUUUAUUAUUUUAAUAUUUAUUUAAUGUCCUUUGGAUAAGAACAUGUCUAUUUUUGUAUUAAGUGUAAUUAUGUAUUAUAUUAUUAAGGACUUUAUGUGUGAUGCCACACACCAGUACUUGACUUUUUUGUCUGCAUACAUACACGUAGAGUUAUUGUUUAAUGGUUGUGUAUACUGUGAAGAUAAACAUGAUUCCAAUUACAAUGUCAAUGGUCAGUACACAACUUACAUUCACAUUUUAAUGUUUUUCAGUCAUUCUUAUUUAGCUAGUGCACUGUUUGAACAAACUCUCUGUUGCUGAACAUUGAAUGCACUCUGAAAUGUGUACUUAUUUACUUUAUUUGUUAUUCUUUGAGAAAAUGCCUUGGGGCACAGAGAAACUGGUUUACCUGUACACUGAGAAGAGUUGGUGUUUAUUUAUAAGUUUUAGACAGCUACACCUGUAACUGUUAGUAAUAUGAUGAGCUUUUUUCAUAAAAGCAAAUGCCAGUCGUUCCUGUUUCAAGGAAUACAUAUUUUAUUUCUUAAUAACUAUGUCCUUGCAGAGUCAUGCACUGUAAAUCUUAAUUUUAUUUUAUUUGUGCUCAUUGGGUUUCUGUUGAUUAUGUUGCAAGAUGUU